UUUAAUUUCUCGUCAAUUGGUGUCCAUAUCUUAAUACUUAUAAUGUAUGCACAAUAUAAACCAAUGUUUACAACGAUUACAUUAAAAAUAGACUAUAUACGUUGCAAAUCUUGUUCAAAUAGAUUUCGUAUUCCCUCUGAUUUUGGCACCUCUCCCACUUUUGCACUUGGAAAUUGGCCGACAAUCCCAAAUCCCAUAGUUGCAGUUUACUGUUUAUAUAUCAUUUGAGUACUGUUACUACGUAUCUCAUCCAAAAAUAGAACAACCUAUCUCUCAGAGUCGAAAACAUUACGCGUUUUUUUAUUUUGUAUUUUUUUAGCGUGUGAUAAGAAUAUAAAUUCGGUAUGAAUUCAAAACAAACAUUAUAACUUGAUUGAAUGGUAAUGGUAAAGUCAUUUGAAAUCCUAAAAAGGAUGCUGUUAGUAACUUAUGGUCAAAUUUACCACAGUAAUGGCUAGAGAAUGCAUGGCCUUAUUUGCCGGAAACCACACGGUACGGUGGGUACAAGCAAUAAACUUUUAUAAAUCAGGGACGGCCGCAGCGUUACGGUAAACUUAUGUUCUCAUUAAGGGCAUUAACUUGAUCUAAUCACUAUUAACCUAAAAACCAGCGUCGGAUGUUUAGAAACACGCGAGCAGCCGGUAGUGGCCCAUGUUAGUACCAUAUCCUUUAUUAUUAUUAUUACAAAUCGUUCAGUUAUCGUGACUGGCUCGCAUCCUUAAGGUUAGGAUAAUGAGCGAGCGUUUUCCUCAGUUUCUAAUGCCCUCGUAUUUUCCACGUAGUCGGCUCCACGGCUGCCUUAAAGGAUGUUGUAGGUCGGUGCGAACGUAAAUACAAACAAUCGGUUGAACAUAAAUAUAUUUUAUGACGUUCCGACGAGGCGACUUAACGAAUUAAGCAAACUUUAGUGUUGACCCAUAGUGCGGCCCAGUUGUGGAAGUAUUUGUGAGAAUACUAAGAGUUCGGGUGUAUGGUUAUAUUGUCCACGAAGCGUUUGGUCCUACAAUCGAUAGUAAUAUGAAGUCAGUUCUGCCGUUUGAGCGGACGUGAAAACGAGUGGCGUGCGUGUCAGCGCCGCGGACGCUACUCAAACAUACGAAGGCACACUCAAGAUGUUGUAAGCAAGCGUCGAUUUGUUUUUAACUGAGAGAAAACAGUUAAUCAGGCACAAUGAUGCAGUGGUCCUGGAGGCAAGCUUUCUACUGCAUGACGGGGAUCCUGGGGAAUGUGGAGAACCAGUCGAGCGAGCCCUUUACGAGGUCAUGCUUCGGGAGGAUCUCCCCGCUGUACUGGAGGGUGCCCAUCCUCGUGUGGGCACUCUUCGUCAUGUUCUGGUCCAUCGCGUACUUCUGGGGCCCGACAGACAUGUUCUUCCUAUACAUGACACACUGGGGCCUAGCCUUCAUAGUGCUGGAGUCCAUCUUCGGGAUAUUUGUCGCCAUCGGACGUAGAGGACUCACAGACGCAACAUUCGGUCUUCCCUGGUACGUGAAGACCUACUGGAUCCUGUACAAUAUCACCAUUCCUGUGGCUUUCCUGAUCACAGUCUUCUACUGGGGCAUCCUCAGAACUUCGGUGAAUACAGUGAACUUCGCCCCGAACCCUGUGCUGGACGUGAUGCUGCACGGUGUCAACUCGGGCGUGAUGCUGGUGGAGCUACUGUGCUCAGCGCACCCCAGCCGGCUGCUGCACAUCAUGCAGCCGCUGUAUUUCGCCGGGGCCUACAUGCUCUUCAGCGUCAUCUACUACUUCGCUGGCGGACUGGACCCAUGGGGUAACCCGUUCAUCUACCCCGUGGUGGAUUGGUCGAAGCCUGAGCAGACGAUGGUGGUGAUCACGCUGACGGCGCUGUUCCUGGCUCUGAUGCACUUGCUAGUGGUCGGCAUCGCCGCCGCCCGCGAUGCCAUCGCGAAAAGAAGGGAGGAUGUUCCCACUGGAGUCUACAACGACGCAUUCGCUCCUUAACAAAUCAGGCCAACUUUAAGAGAUAUGAGCGCAAAUAUCUUUUUUGCGUGAUAUGACUUGGCGUUGUUCAAGACCUUACGUGAAUAGGUAGUGGAAUAAGGGAGCUCAUUCAAUAAGCUCGGGGAAAGAAAAAUAAAUGGCUUAAGAAUGCUGUAACCCCCAUUUUUGUAGCUAUCUGCUGAUGCCAACUCUUUCAAAAGAAAGUAAACUCAGCUCGAAGCUUCGAUUUGGAUUUAACAAAUAAUUCUAAAAGGAGUCAUCGUUGGUCAGGCUGGAUAUGACAAUCUGAAUAAAUUGGAACUCUGAUUCCAAUCUGACUGAAAUCGAUCGAUGACGAAUAAUGACAACGGCUUCACAUUAAAUUGAAAUAAAACCAUGACGUGGCUUAUUUUCGGAGCGAAAUUUUUUCGGGAAAUAUUCUGAACCUCCGGAUACGCCCAAAGUGACAAAAGUGAGGCUCCUAAAUAACCAAAACGACUCGGAAUUCCAGUAGAACUGUGGACCUUUGGCCUUACAUGUGGAACUGAAGAUCUUUCUUCUCUAAACUUGAAGAAAUUAAUACACCUCGUAUUAAUUUU
Messenger RNA from Trichoplusia ni (cabbage looper), 2543 nucleotides. RefSeq names its product protein rolling stone-like. Gene Ontology annotation, cellular component: membrane. Lineage: Eukaryota; Metazoa; Arthropoda; Insecta; Lepidoptera; Noctuidae. The transcript has 5 exons. Bases 1171 to 1965 code for a protein of 264 amino acids. The record is from RefSeq and is a predicted model, not a curated record.